AUGGCUAUACAUUAUCACCAUGACAUUACUGCUCUGGAGACACUUAAAUUGCAACCUAUCUCGAAGCUUGCUCCGUUCUCCGCCCUCAUCAUUUCGAUAGUACUCGUCGUCCUUUUUCUGGCACGGUAUUAUGUUUUGGAAGGAUUUCUCAUAAAACGUAUCUAUGGUUCAAUCUAUACGAACCUGAGUGAAGUGAACCGACGCGGGUUCAUAAACCACCACAUUGCCGGUUUGACAAAGAUUCUAAUCCUAAUCGUCGCCGCAUACCCAUUCAUUGAAGUUGUCAUUGGGAAGUCGUCCUUCCACACACCCUACGCGCAUGGUUCCCGUGUGACAAUGGGCGACAUGCUGGUCGUUGUCUCCCAGAUGCUUAUUGGGAUGUACGCUUUCGAGCUGAUUUACCGCACAAAACUGUCGCCUAUCGCUGUGUUACAUCACAUCGGAACGAUUGUAAUUGGUCAAUCCGCAAUCGCAAUCAGCCUAGAUUUGGCCCGAGAGCCUGAUGCCGAUAUCGAGUUUGUUCUGUGCACAGUAUGGGGUGCCUUCGAUAUAAUCUCAGAAUUUUUCCCCCACUUGGCCAUCAUCCUCUACCGCGUCUUCCCCAACCGCCAUCGUUUUCUCAAACGCCUCUUCCUCCUAUCUUGCAUCACCACUGCCAUCGGAACAACCUGCGAAACUAUUGUUAUCUUUUUCCUUUUCGGCUCUCUGUGGGACCGAUGGCAGAUUGCCUUCAAGGUCGUCACCCCGCUACUUCAUAUUGCCUUUUCUGCGGCCCAGGUUCACGGCAGUGUUGUCUUUUGGAAGAUGUACAAGCGCCAACAGCAACUCGAGGGAGAGAUUGACGGAUUUGAUAUCGAAAAUGGGGAUAUUAGUGAGAUGCAUGUUCAUGCCGACAAGACGAAACCUUCGUCGUCUGGGUCAACGGUCGCUAUUGUCUAA
Molecule: messenger RNA, 939 nt
Organism: Aspergillus caelatus
Lineage: Eukaryota; Fungi; Ascomycota; Eurotiomycetes; Eurotiales; Aspergillaceae
Exons: 2
Coding region: 1-939 (312 amino acids)
Source: RefSeq, a predicted model, not a curated record